This is a messenger RNA of Pseudocercospora fijiensis CIRAD86, 3420 nucleotides long. RefSeq lists its product as uncharacterized. Gene Ontology annotation, molecular function: RNA polymerase II general transcription initiation factor activity; TBP-class protein binding; RNA polymerase II general transcription initiation factor binding. The record is from RefSeq and is a predicted model, not a curated record. The annotation marks the transcript as partial. The transcript is spliced from 4 exons. Gene Ontology annotation, cellular component: transcription factor TFIID complex. Gene Ontology annotation, biological process: transcription by RNA polymerase II; RNA polymerase II preinitiation complex assembly. Lineage: Eukaryota; Fungi; Ascomycota; Dothideomycetes; Mycosphaerellales; Mycosphaerellaceae.
AUGCCGCACGCGAUCGAGGAUGAGACCAUGGGCGACUCUUUCAAUGAGGCGGAUGACAUCGCCCGCUUUCUAGGCGGUGGCCUUGGAAUGGGUGAUGCAGCAGGACAGGAUCAGGAGUUCGACCAGGCUGGCAAAGCCGACGAUGCGGUCGACUAUGAAGACAUCAGCGACGAUGACGACUUACCAGACGAGGAGGAAGCUACGCAUUGCGAGGACGGCCAGGAGGAAGACGGGCUCGGCCAGGAAAUCUCAGAUGGCCUGUUUGCGGAAGGCGACGAGAGUAACGAUCUCUUCGGCGAGCGCUUCUCUUCCCCAGAAGAAGAGCGACAUCCUCAACAUGCGCCUCCACAGCAGCGGCCUGGUGCGCUAGCACUGCCCUCGAAGUCCAGUCUCGCGCUUCCCACACUUUCAAACGCUUACAGCCAACCCCAGCGUCGAAGCUCGCAACCUGGAUCGACGUCGAUGAGCCCGCCUUCCUUCCAGGAUCCUGACUACUCUGCUAUGUCACCCACGAGCAUGACCGAGGACGACGAGGACGAUCUCGAUCCUCAGGUGGCCCUUCAGCGUCGCCUUUUCAAGGCAUCGGCGGCGAGGGCGAAGGGUGAAGACGUGGUUAAUGGCGCCGUGGACACUGACAUGGCACUUUUCCAUCACCUUUACCCCGGCUAUGAACGUUAUUACGCACCACGAUUUACCGAGCUGUUUCCUCCGCGCAACGUGGAGUACAAAGGGAAGGCACCGCUCAAGCCUCCCAAAGUUGUGCUCCCCACAAAGCUCUCGCUUGACCUUCUUCAGGACCAGGAGCGCAGCUUUAAAGCUCUAGCUGCUAACAACAAGGCUGGUCAGGACAGCACAUUCAAGAACAGCUUCGUGUUCCUUGGCAGUGGGAAUACCGCUCAAGAAGAAAGUGAUGAAGAUCUUGCCGAAAGCGAUUUUGAUGAGCAUGAAAUGGUUGGCGGGGUUUCCAUGCAUGACCUUGCACUCAUCUGCCAGGAUUGGGACAUUCCGAGCAUCACUUCUGACUUGCUGGAGCCUCAGGAUGCUGGUUCUGAGGAAGACUAUGAUACGCUUGAGCAGGCUCGGCCAGCUAAGAAGCGUAAGACUGACAUACUGAAUACUGAAGUGCCAAUGUCUCUGCGCGACUUCGAUUUGUCUUUCGAAGACCCAGAGCAUACAGCUGCCAAGCUGGCAAAAUCUGUGGCUUUGGACUUGAACGACCCACAUCUGCUCAUCGACGAACAUGCACCUCGGCAGAAGAAGAAGCUGAAACGCAUGCCUGGUGAACUCAAGCGAGACAGCGCUCUCAGCAGAGACAUUGCCAAGCGCUAUAACAUCAGCAACGAUGAGGCCUACGAUCUGCUAAAGGAGAAUCAUCAGCACAAGGUCCGCAGCACACUCGGCAGCAUGGCUGUUGAGCACAGCUUUCCAGCAGUCAAGCUUCAAUAUCCGUUCUAUCGAGUGGCUCUUGACAACAAGGCAAAGCGUGCCUUCCAUCGACCAUCCUUGGCGCUCACGAAGAAGCUCAAUACAGACUUCCGUUUCACGAAGCCUAAACACAUCAAGAAGAAGAACGUGCGUGGCAAGGAAGCCAAGGAAGUCUUUGCGAAAGCUGAAGACCUGUCACUGGGUGAUUCGGCGUCGAUUUUGCUCCUUGAAUACUCUGAAGAAGCUCCGAUGACCUUGUCUAAUUUUGGCAUGGGCAACCGCUUCAUAAACUACUACCGAAAACUCGAUGCUGAUGAUCAGACCCGCCCCAAGGAACCUAUCGGCGAAGCUCAGGUCCUCCUCCCGCAAGACAAGAGCCCUUUCGCCAACUUCGGACAUGUUGACAAAGGAGAGACUGUACCUACUAUUCAGAAUGGGCUCUAUCGUGCCCCUGUCUUCUCGCACAAGCCUAAGCCAACUGACUUCAUCAUUGGCAUUAGCUCAACUUAUGAAAGAGGUGACACACUCUACUUACGAAACGUGGAAAACUUGCACACCGUCGGCCAGCAGUUUCCGCUUGCAGAAGUGCCGGGCCAACACUCUCGCAAGGUUACCGACGCUGCGAAGAAGCGGCUGCGUGCUCUCUCGUACCGCAUCUAUGCCAAGAGCCAGACUCGCAAGGACAAGGUGUUGGACAAUGCCACGCUCAUGCCUCAUCUUCCAGGCCAUGAUAUGCCGCAGACCCGCAGCAAGAUGCGAGAAUUCAUGAAAUAUGAGCGUGCUCCCGGACGUAGUGAGGGUACCACUGGCACUUGGGUGCCUCAGCCUGGUCAUCCCGUGCCGGACGCCGACACUUUACGAAGCUGGAUUCGACCAGAAGAUGUGUGCCUGCUUGACGCCAUGCAAGUUGGUGUACAACAUCUCGCCGAUAUAGGCAUCACAGAGAGCAAGGAUGGUGAUGGUGAAGGUGACAUCGAGGAAGGCGCAAACAUCGAGCUGCAGCUGGCGCCGUGGCGUGCUACCAAGAACUUUCUCAACGCAUGUCAGGGCAAAGCCAUGCUUACCCUUCACGGAGACGGCGAUCCAACCGGCCAUGGCCUCGGUUUCAGUUUCGUGAAGACAUCAAUGAAAGGUGGCUUCCAAGCUCAGGGCGAGAGCGCAUCGGACAAGAUGGAUGCGAAGAAGCGCAAGGAUAACGGUGGUCAUUCGUACAAUGUCGCAAAGCAGCAGAAGCAAUAUGAUGAAUCCAUUCGCCGGAUUUGGGAGCAACAAAAGGAGUCUCUCAGCAACGAACGCGAGCACUCCGACGACGAGAUGGACGACGAGCCGGACCGCAGUGCAGAGUAUAACCAAAGCUACGCGCACACUCCUCGGUCGUCGAUGAGUACGCCCGCCGCUUUCGCCCGUCACGAUGAUGACUCGGUGAGCCAGUUUAGCGGCCAGAGCGCCGGUCGUCCAGUAAAGAAGCUUGUCAUUACUCGCAAAGGAGGAAGGAACGAAAUGGGAGAGCCACUGGACGACUUCGUUGAAGAAAUCACGAAUCCUGCAGUCAUCCGCGAGUACAAGAAGCGAGCUUAUCAGAAGCAAUUUCAAGGCCAAAGUCUUACCUCUUUCGUGCCAACCGGCGAUAAAGACAAGGACAACUUUGCACGCCAGGAGCUUGAGAAAGAACUCGCACGCAUUCAGCGCAAUGCUGAUCGUCGCGAGGCGCGUGACAAGCUCAAGGCUAAGAAUGCAGCUGGCUCUCCUGCCGCUGCCGCUUCACCAGGACGCUCAGACCUUGACGGCCCUGCAUCGACCAUGAACGGCGGAACUGACAUCACGCCGCAGAAGGGCAAAGGCCGCAACAAGGACGGUACCGCUCGAAAAUGCGCCAACUGCGGACAAGUCGGUCAUAUCAAGACUAACCGAAAGCUUUGCCCUCUCUUGAAUGGAACGAUGAAAUCCGAGGAUGCUGGCAUGAAUGGCGAUUCCUCCUUCGGUGCAGUGCCUGCU